AUGGGCUGUGGGCGCAUACACACAGGCUUCCGAAUUCGGUGUGUUCGCGCCUCACUCACUCACACGCAACCACAGAUGUACGCACGGUACCGUACCCGGUCGCGCUUCUACAAGCGCCCGGAGAAGAUGCUCAAGGCCUACAAUGUGAGCCCCAACCUUCUGCGUCUCCCCAAGGUGAAGCCGGGCCUUCUCAAAGGUAUCUACACUGACGAGAAGGUUGACCUGCGCGACCGCGAGAGGCUCGAACUGGUCGAGUCCAUCCGCCAUCCCAAAGAGCGCGACUUCUAUCAAGAUCACACCUACCACAACCAAUGGAUCGCGCGUGAGCUGGAGUCGCAUCAAAAAUUUCAGAUCGCGGGCCGCUACCCGUACUUCUCCCCAGACUACGAGAUCAAGCCGUGGAUAUGGUACCCGGGGGACACGGUCGAAGUGGUCUCGGGCGAGGGGGCCGGCCAACGCGGCGCCAUCAUCGCCGUCGUCAAGUACAAGAAUGAGAUUCUCGUGCAGAAUGUCAAUGUGCGGGACGUCGUCAUCCCGGCGAGCGAGACGCGACCGGAGCAGGUGGUACAGCGCGAACAUCCCAUCAGCGUCCUCCGCGUACGCCACGUGGACCCGUCCACGAAUCAGCUAUGCCACCUCGAGAUCGUGAAGGUCCGCAAUAAGGAAACAGGCGAGCUGGAGGAGCGGCGCAUCUCACUGGAAAGCGGCGCGCUGCUGCCCAUUCCGGCACCGGAGGAAACCGUAGAGGCGGGUGACCCGCUGAAAGACACGGCCAUCCAGGACGCCGACGAAGACACGUACGAUCGGGAGAAAGAGAUGCCGCUGCUGGUUGUGCGCCGGCUGCAGGCGAUGGAGGACUACUUUGUGGGCUCGCUGCGAAAGUCGUACGAGUAUCACAAGGCGCUGCAGGUGCGCAACGCGCAGGACAUGCAGACCUUCCAGAAGGAUGUGCUCGCUCGCGCAACAGAGAAGCUGGCGGCCGCAGCGGCCGUAGCGGAGCACGGUGCAAUGGCUGGUGCCGGCUCUCAGGCAGCCUCAGCGGCGACGGAAUCUUCGCAGGCAGGCGACGCUGAAGACGACGCUGUCAAGAGCACCAUCACAGCCGAAACGGUUGUGGCCGAAGUGCUCAAGUCCGAGCAGCGGUUUCACAGCGCUGCGGCCGCGCCGGGAAUGCCGGGGUGGUGGCAGGACAUGAUUAACUCGUACAUUUUAGUUCUUGAGGACGAAGAGGCAACCACUGAGGCCGAGGCAGCAGCGCAGGCACAGGCGGCAGAGGCGGAUCGCCGCGCUGAGCAACUCAUGGCCGACGCCACUGCCGAGGUGGGCCAGCCGAUGGCAGACGACGGGACGAUGGAAGGCGACGUUGGCGAAGGCGGCGACGAAGACCUAGACGAGUAA
Molecule: messenger RNA, 1398 nt
Organism: Leishmania mexicana MHOM/GT/2001/U1103
Lineage: Eukaryota; Euglenozoa; Kinetoplastea; Trypanosomatida; Trypanosomatidae
Exons: 1
Coding region: 1-1398 (465 amino acids)
Biological process (GO): translation
Cellular component (GO): ribosome; mitochondrion
Molecular function (GO): structural constituent of ribosome; RNA binding
Source: RefSeq, a predicted model, not a curated record